CAUCCGUUGACCGAUAAGCACCCGUAUCCUUCCUGUGGCGCAAAGUUGUGUUUUGUUAUCGUUGUCCGCCAGCAAGCAAGCAAGCAAGCAACAGUUGAUAACCGAGUGUGACAGAAUGUUCAAGUUACAGGUGCUGUGUGCCGUUGUUCUCGUGGCUUGCUUGAACUGGAGCGAAGCGCUGCCAGUCAAGGAACAGGAAGUUGAGGAUUUAAUCUAUAAAUUGCAGCAGCUAAAACAGCUGAACGAUGAGCACCCUACCGGAGAAUCAUCUUUUGAUAAAGGAGGUGGAGAAAAAGAAAGAAGUCACCUAGCAACGGCACGCUCCUCCUUCGGAACACCGAAAACCAAACGUUCACUGAACAACUCCGACCGCCGGACGCUCCUGUACCAGUACUACGCCCGCGGGUUAGCCCCGAUGUACGACAAGCGCAACUUCGAUGAAAUCGACCGUUACUCCAAGUUCAGCGGUAACCAGGCCUACAAACGCAAUUUUGAUGAAAUCGACCGAUGGGCUAAUUUCAACUCCCGCCUCAGCAACGACCCCCGGCGGAUCGAUUACGUGAAGCGCAACACGGGCAACUUUGACGAGAUCGACCGGUACGCUGUAUUGAAGAAGCACGACUCUAGCCAGCUAGCGGACGAAAUGGGCAUUAUAAAUGAGUACUCCCAGUGAGGUGGCAUGGACUAGGAAUGGUAACGGGAAACGAUCGGUAACUUUCCAACAGUUUAAUUAGUGAAAAUUUAAUCGAAAAAGUAUUCGACGCGAUUGGAGCUUGAAUUGUCGCAGAAUUACAAUCAAUUAUUUGGAUGUGGGGAAGAGUUAAGGUUUGCUGGUAUAAGAAAGAUAAACGAAUGGCAGGUGAACUUGUGAUUUUUCGCUCAGUAUUUUAACAAAAAUUGGAAGUAUUUUGAAUAUUUAGUUGUUAAACAAAUUAUCAAUCAAUAUAAAGAAGUUUAUAAUAGCACCUUGCAUUGCUAUGAAUGGAGAACUGUAUCGACAUUGUAAUUAGUAAAUAUAUUUGCCAAUAAUAG
This is a messenger RNA of Topomyia yanbarensis, 1032 nucleotides long. RefSeq lists its product as uncharacterized. The coding region runs from base 116 to 673 and encodes 185 amino acids. The transcript has 4 exons. The record is from RefSeq and is a predicted model, not a curated record. Lineage: Eukaryota; Metazoa; Arthropoda; Insecta; Diptera; Culicidae.